AUGAUGUGCGUGUACUUGUUUUAUAUUCAUCGUAUUUUGAUCGAAUCGUAUGAUCUCCCAAAGAUGUACAAAAGUGCUUGUUUCGUUGUGCCGCCAGAUGUCUCAACGAACACCAGUGACAUACCAUGUUGGGAUCGGUGUAGAGACUUUGGUCCUCAGAAGCCGAUCCCGGUAACGAAAGGGUUCCGUUCAGAGGAAAAGAACCUUUCGUCGGUUGUUGUAUUCGAUCAGGUUCCGGGCGCAUCAUUCUACGUUGUACAGUUCAAAAAACUCCACUCCGCCGAGUUCCCGAUCGAUCAAUUCCAGAACACGCCUCUCAAAAGCGAUUUCUAUUCGGCGAAUGGUACUGUCGAAAUUACGUUCAAAUAUGAGCCAGGAGACUGCGACACGGUCGAGGGAAAUCCGUGCGUCAGAGUUGACAUCUUCCCAGCUCCUAUUUCAAAGAAGUACAUCGCUCCGGGCGACAAAGACUAUAGCUUGACGUUGAAUGUCACGUUUGAACCAAUUCGGAGAGAAAAUGAGCCGCCUACCAUCUAUUAUAAGGCGUUUUACGGAGACGCUUUACCGUAUGCGCAUAAAGAAGAGGUAAGACCACAAGCAAUGUAA
Ostertagia ostertagi is the source of this 606-nucleotide messenger RNA. The record is from the annotation of a GenBank genome assembly. NCBI's taxonomy places the organism in Eukaryota, Metazoa, Nematoda, Chromadorea, Rhabditida, Trichostrongylidae.